Molecule: messenger RNA, 2275 nt
Organism: Neltuma alba
Lineage: Eukaryota; Viridiplantae; Streptophyta; Magnoliopsida; Fabales; Fabaceae
Exons: 6
Coding region: 374-2089 (571 amino acids)
Biological process (GO): positive regulation of transcription by RNA polymerase II
Cellular component (GO): nucleus
Molecular function (GO): RNA polymerase II transcription regulatory region sequence-specific DNA binding; histone binding; chromatin binding
Source: RefSeq, a predicted model, not a curated record
UGGACUUGGCUUCUCCUCUCUACCCUUCCCAUCCACUUCUCAUUUCUCUCUACUUCUCACGACAGUACCAGAGAGAGUGAGACCGAGGGAGCGAAGCGAGAGCGCAGAGGAGAAGUGCGAAAGUCGAAGGAGGGAGUAUUUGCCACAUGCAAACCGAUCUUUGAGCUAAAGCAUCAAAAGUGGUGGGGAGUUUGACUGAGAGGUUGCAGACAUUAAAGCUUUUCACAUACAGAUAAGAAAUUGCAGAUGUACAAAAAUCUGCCUAUCGAAUCCUUGCAUACUGCUAUGAUUGAUAGAGCAUCAUGAAACACAUUUCUAGCUGGAAAAAAAGAGUGCUAUCUGUUAAUGAUCUUUCCAGCAUAGAAGCUUUUGGAUGCCACGGGAUGCAGGUUGCCUAGCUGACGAAAAUAUGGGAUAUGAGAAUUCUUCCAGAAUUGAACUAAAGCGUGGUCAUCAGUGGUUUUUGGAAACAGGUGAACCAGAAAUUAUCAACAAUAAGAAGCAAGCUGUAGAAGCUGUUGGUGGCAGGCCAGUUUCAGGGGUUUCACAUUUGGAUGUAUCUCCCUGGGACACCAAUUUUGGGUUUCACUCAGUUACGGGUCAAUUUUCUGACCGCCUCUUUGGAUCUGAGCCGGUAAGGACUUUCAAUUUGGCUGGUAAGAACAUGCCAUCAAUUGGAAGUGGAAAUCUGAAUAUGGGAAGGAAGGAUUUUGAGAACAAUUAUGGAAAUGAUCCAUCCGUGGGGCUGUCAAUAUCUCAUGCCAUUGAUGACCCUUCAUCUUGUCUCAAUUUUGGUGGCGUCAGAAAAGUUAAAGUUAAUCAAGUUAGAGAUGCUAACAAUUGCAUGUCUGCAUCUAUGGGGCACUCCUAUAGUAGGGCAGAUGAUAGUGCGAUUUCAAUGGUUGCUGGUUACGGUAAGAAUGCUGGGAAUAUAUCAUUAGGUCAGACUUACAACAACGUAAAUGAGAAUGUUGUCUCUGCGGGUACUGCUAUGACUAAGGCCGAUGACAAUCUUCGUUCAAUGGGUCAUGCUUUCAAUAAAGGGGAUGGAAGUUUUAUGCUGAUGGGCCACAGUUAUGGCAAGGGAGAUGAAAGCGCCUUAUCAAUGGGUCAGCCCUUUGACAGGGGAGAUGGAAAUUUCAUAUCAAUAGGUCAGUCAUAUGACAAGGAGGAUGGCAAUUUGAUAUCACUGGGCAACUCAUAUAACAAGGGGCAUGAUAGCUUUAUGUCAAUGGGCCCAACCUACAGUAAAUCAGGAGAAAAUUUCAUUUCAGUUGCACCUUCCUAUGACAAGGGAACUGAUCAUAUCGUGUCUGUGGGUCCGACAUAUGACAAGGUGGAUUCAAACCUGGCAUCAACAAACUCUUCAUAUGAUAAAGGAGUUUCCAACUCUUUACCUAUGGGUCACAACUUCAAUAAGAAUGAGGGUUGUACCAUAUCUUUUGGAGGCUUUAAUGAUGAUCCAGACCCAAAUCCCUCUGCUGGGAUCAUUAGUGGCUAUGAUUUGUUGAUGGGCAACCAGAACUCUGCUCAUGGUUUGGAUGGCCAGAAAGAUCUAGUCGAGUCAAACUCUGAACCAGUUGUAAAUAGCAAUCCAAAAUCUAAUUCUAAAACUGAUAAUGUCCUUAAGAGUAAGGAGCCGAAGGCAAGGAGGGUUCCUUCUAAUAACUUCCCUUCAAAUGUCAAAAGUCUGCUGUCAACUGGAAUUUUUGAUGGUGUUCCUGUAAAGUAUGUUUCUUGGUCACGGGAGAAACAUCUGAAAGGAGUCAUAAAAGGGACUGGGUAUUUGUGCUCCUGUAAUGAAUGCAAGGAGUCCAAGGCUCUUAACGCAUAUGAGUUUGAGCGUCAUGCGGGUGCCAAGACCAAACACCCAAACAAUCACAUUUACUUUGAGAAUGGGAAAACCAUCUAUGCUGCUGUUCAAGAGCUGAAGAACACACCUCAGGAGAUGCUUUUUGAUGCAAUUCAAACUGUUACUGGAUCUACCAUCAACCAAAAGAAUUUCCGAGUCUGGAAAGCAUCAUACCAAGCUGCUACCCGGGAACUUCAGCGUAUAUAUGGAAAAGAUGAAGUGGUCAUCCCAACUUAAACUUGGUUUCUGCUUCUCAAGAAAUUCAGGACGAUGGUAGUUAAGUGAUAUGUUCAUGGUGCAUAGAAACUUAGCGGUUAUUUGGACUAUGUCUGCAUGAAAAUAUCAAGUUUAAGCGGAUGCAUUCUUGUAGGAUCUUACUUUCUAUUUACGGUAAUGAAGAUCUUCUUUAAGGUUUUUGUUUCA